Molecule: messenger RNA, 774 nt
Organism: Uncinocarpus reesii 1704
Lineage: Eukaryota; Fungi; Ascomycota; Eurotiomycetes; Onygenales; Onygenaceae
Product: 40S ribosomal protein S2
Exons: 3
Coding region: 1-774 (257 amino acids)
Biological process (GO): translation
Cellular component (GO): ribosome; cytosolic small ribosomal subunit
Molecular function (GO): structural constituent of ribosome; RNA binding
Source: RefSeq, a predicted model, not a curated record
AUGGCUGACGCUCCCCGUGGUGGUGCUGCCCGUGGAGGCUUUGGUUCGCGCGGCGACCGUGGACGUGGCCGUGGUCGUCGUGGACGCCGUGGACCCAAGAGCGAGGAGAAGGAGUGGCAGCCCGUCACCAAGCUCGGUCGUCUCGUGAAGGCCGGAAAGAUCACCAGCAUGGAACAGAUCUAUUUGCACAGCUUGCCCAUCAAGGAAUACCAGAUUGUUGAUUUCUUCUUGCCCAAGCUGAAGGAUGAGGUUAUGAAGAUUAAACCCGUCCAGAAGCAAACCCGUGCCGGUCAGCGUACCCGUUUCAAGGCCAUUGUUGUUAUCGGAGAUUCUGAGGGCCACGUCGGUCUCGGCAUCAAAACAUCCAAGGAAGUCGCAACUGCUAUCCGCGCUGCUAUCAUCAUCGCCAAGCUCAGCGUUCUUCCUGUCCGCAGAGGUUACUGGGGCACCAACCUCGGUGAUCCACACUCGCUGCCAACCAAGGAGAGUGGAAAGUGCGGUUCCGUCACUGUUCGAUUGAUUCCUGCUCCCCGUGGUACUGGUCUCGUCGCUUCUCCCGCCGUCAAGCGUCUUUUACAAUUGGCUGGUGUCCAGGAUAUCUACACAUCAUCUUCCGGAUCCACCAAGACACUUGAAAACACCCUGAAGGCUACCUUCGUCGCUGUUGCCAACACAUACGGCUUCCUGACACCUAACCUGUGGAAGGAGACUAAGUUGGUUAGAAGUCCACUUGAAGAAUUCGGCGAUGUUCUUCGGGAGGGAAAGAGAUAUUAA